AAAAUAAAUAUUAAAAAAACAAUUAACAAGUAAAUAUUGAAAUUGAAAUCAGUAUAAAAGUUGGAUUGGAUUUUGAGGAGAGGGAAAGUAAAGUGAGUGAGAGAGAGAAUAUUAGAGAUGUCAGGGAAACACGGGAGCGGAAUAUUAACUGUACUUAUACUGCUUGCGUUGCAGUUGCAGGUACUACUGGUCGGAGGUGAUUACAUCCCGCCGGCCAAACCAGGCGGUUUCCUUUACAAGAAUCGUCACUUCGAUUACGAUACCAUUCGGAUUGAAGCUUUCUACGAUCCUUUGUGCCCUGACAGCGCUGAUUCAUGGCCGCCUCUUAUACAAGCUCUCGAUCACUACGCCGCUCGUGUUUCCCUCCUUGUUCAUCUUCUUCCCUUACCUUAUCAUGACAAUUCUUUUGUUGCUUCUCGUGCUUUGCACAUAGUGAAUGGUUUGAAUAGAUCUGCUACGUUUCCAGUGCUGCAGUCGUUCUUCAAGUAUCAGGAGAAAUUCUAUGGUGCUCCGACACGUAACUUGUCUAGAGCAACUAUUGUAGAUGAAAUAGUGAAGUUUGUAGCAUCUGUAGUUGGGAACUCUUAUCAGACUUCUAUUAAGAACGGCUUCAAUGACACAAACACAGAUCUCCUGACCAGGGUUUCUUUUAAGUAUGCUACUUCGAGAGGGGUGUCUGGAACGCCUUUUUUCUAUGUAAAUGGAUUCGUGUUGCCGGAUGCCGGAAAUGCUCUUAAUUACAGCGAUUGGAGGAAUGUUAUUGACCCAUUGAUUGGUGCAAAGAAAAGCAUCUAAAAUGAAGAAUCCUAUCACUACAUGUUUAAAGGUUUAUGAAGUUCAGUUGUAUUAGCACUUCAUUAGUGAAAAAAUAAAGAAUCCAAACACUGUAUCUGCAGAUCAAUAGCUGUGAAUGUCCCAAAUACGAUCCAUUUGAAAUAAAAGAAUGUCCCAAAUACGAGAGAUAACUUCUUCA
Molecule: messenger RNA, 973 nt
Organism: Lathyrus oleraceus (garden pea)
Lineage: Eukaryota; Viridiplantae; Streptophyta; Magnoliopsida; Fabales; Fabaceae
Exons: 4
Coding region: 118-795 (225 amino acids)
Source: RefSeq, a predicted model, not a curated record